Messenger RNA from Rotaria socialis, 1728 nucleotides. The record is from the annotation of a GenBank genome assembly. Lineage: Eukaryota; Metazoa; Rotifera; Eurotatoria; Philodinida; Philodinidae.
AUGCUUCUAUUCACGUCGUUAAUUAUAUUAUUCGGAUUUGUCCGAGCCGAUGAACCAUUACGUCCACAAUAUCAUUUGAUGCCUGUUAAAAAUUGGCUCAAUGAUCCAAACGGACCUGUUUACUUCAAUGGCUACUAUCACAUGUUCUUUCAAUAUAAUCCAAAUGCUGCUGUAUGGGGAGAUAUGCAUUGGGCUCAUAGUUACAGUAAAGAUAUGGUACAUUGGAUUCUUUUGCCAAUUGCUUUGGCUCCUGAUCAACCCUACGAUACAAAUGGAAUAUUUACAGGCAGUAUAACAAUUGUUGAUGGAAUUCCAACUAUUAUCUAUACAGGUAUAACACAUGACAAUCAACAAGUACAAUGUCAAGCACAACCUGCUAAUAUAUCGGAUCCAACGUUAACAACUUGGAUAAAAUCUCCAUUAAAUCCUUUAAUUACAUAUCCGAAUGGGCGUGAUCCAUCAACAGCUUUUCAAGAUAAUGAAAAAAAUUAUUAUUUAAUAUAUGGUUAUGGUACAAAUGAAUUAGGUGGUCAAGCUGUAUUAUUUACUUCGAAAGAUUUUUCAAAUUGGACUUAUUUACAUCCGAUACAUAGUAAUCAAUAUGAUAAAUUUUGGGAAUGUCCAGAUAUAUUCAAUAUUACAAAUCGUGUUGUCUUAAAAGCAUCUUUACUUGGAUGCGAUUUUUGGACUAUAGGAGAUCUUGAUCCAAAUCAAUUAACUUUUAUGCCUAUCAAUCACGAUCUUGGUGAAUUUGUGCAAUUGAUUGAUCAUGGAAAAUUUUAUGCAUCGAAAACAUUCUAUGAUCCAAUAAAUGAUCAGCAAAUAAUUAUGGGUUGGGCAACAGAAGAUGAUAAUCUUGGUCCGCAACGUGGUUGGCAAGGGUUUCAUACACUACCGCGAGCAAUAUUUUUGUCUGAAGAUGGCCUUGAAUUACGUUCACGACCGAUUGAAGCAUUGAGAACUUUACGUGAUUCUCAAAGUCAUCGACAUUUUAAUGAUAUAAUUUUGCCUAAAGAACUUCCGUUUCAACUCAUACCUGAUGUAAAUGGAAAUCAAAUUGAAAUUGAAAUAAAUUGGCAAUUUCCUAUGAAUCAAAAUUUAGAUUUUGGACUCAUUGUUUUAUCAACACCUAAUGGCACACAACGAACAAAUGUUGGUAUCACUUCAAGAAAUAAUACAGCUGUUAUGAUGAAUUGGGAUCUACAAGGAUGGGAUUAUUUAAGUGUACCAAAUAUUUCAGAAUGGUCUGAUUGUCAACUAUCAUGUAAUCGAGAUAAUCGAUGUCAAGCAUGGACAUUUGUUAAAGAUCAACCAAUAAAUAAGAAUUGUUUUUUGAAAUCUGGCGUGCCAUUUUUAACCUCAAAGUUAGAUUGUGUGUCAGGUGUAAAACAAAGAGAAAAUAAUGAACAAAUCAUAUGGGUUUAUAUGAAUAGAACAUUAUCACAAAAGAAUCCGGGAGCUGCACAUGGACCCAUUCAUGCGCCUGUGUGGUUGGAAGCCACAUCGACGAACAAUCAAUGGUUUCUUCAGUUAGACAUUUUUGUUGAUCAUUCAGUUAUUGAAAUAUUUGAACCACAGCAAGGUCGAUUUGCAAUAACGGGACGUGUUUAUCCCGAAGAAGAUAAUGCAAAUAAUUUAGCCGUUUAUGUAAACAAUGCUUCAAGUAAUGAUGAAAAUAUUAUUGUUAAUACAAUCGAUAUUUGGAAUUUGAAUACAAUAUGGACAUAG